Dovyalis caffra is the source of this 234-nucleotide messenger RNA. The record is from the annotation of a GenBank genome assembly. NCBI's taxonomy places the organism in Eukaryota, Viridiplantae, Streptophyta, Magnoliopsida, Malpighiales, Salicaceae.
AUGGGGAAGAUGAGUUCUGAGUCUUUGGAGUCUUUGGAUAGCCAAGGGGGAAUGGCCCAUGGAACGGCCCUCGUCAGGUCCUUAAAGAAAAAGUGGAUCCAAAUUGUUCAAUCGACUGGAGAAGGGUGCCUUCCAGCCAUUGAGGCCCUCUUUUUGCAGCAGCCCAAUAACCGUUCAGCAAUUGGCUCUCGUACAGUCCUCUUACAGAGUCCCCAAGGGGGCUGGCAUGCGUGA